Molecule: messenger RNA, 2070 nt
Organism: Aspergillus candidus
Lineage: Eukaryota; Fungi; Ascomycota; Eurotiomycetes; Eurotiales; Aspergillaceae
Product: senescence-associated domain-containing protein
Exons: 2
Coding region: 273-1811 (512 amino acids)
Biological process (GO): cell division
Cellular component (GO): plasma membrane
Source: RefSeq, a predicted model, not a curated record
GGUCUAUCUCAGCAGUCUACUCCUGGUUUUACAGCUGUAUACUAUAUCUGCGCUGGUUCGCAGUGUGUCUCCACCUACAACUUUUUACUACCCUAUUACAGCGGCUACCUUGUCGUGUAUACUUCCUACUUCCUCCCCCCGCGGUUAUCAGUCAACGCCCGCCCCGCUCUGGCGCUACACUCCAUUUGAGUCGCCUCCCCCCUGAAUUGCUUCAACCUUGCCAUUUAUAACGCCCUCAUAUCUCUCCGUUUUCUUAUAUUUCUGAAACAACCAUGUCUUCGACCAUCCAUGACCCUAGACUCCUCUACAGCGUGAACAAUAUCCUCGCCUUUCACAUUCAGAAUGGCGAAGAAACAGAGCUCACGCCCUCGGGGCCUCAGACACUGUCGCUCUUGAUGGUCCCAACAAGUACACCCCAGCCUUCGAAUUCCAAUGCGAUGGAUGGUGCAUCCCCCGAAGAGGACUUCUAUCUGCAUCUGCAUCUCCCCCCGGAGCUCGACCUCGCGCUUCCGGCCACCACUCAGAUCUUCCACCAACCUCCCAACAGCUAUCUGAUCCCCCGCUGGGAUCUGGGGCCCGAUGCAGGCGCCUUCAUCCGGAUUCAGUUCCCGGGGGUCGGGUCGGGUCCUGGAAAGGUGGCGCAGGAAGACGUGGACACCUUCGAGACGAUUCUGGCUCAGUGCACGGCCUUUCUGGAGCGUGCGCCUCCUCCUAAGAAGGAGAAUUACGUUGCGUACAAUCCGGCCACUUAUGGCCCGGGCGAAGGCUACGUCGGGCCCGCAGCGACUGAUUCUAAGAAUCCGCAGGGGCGCAUUGUCCUCAUCGACGAAGAGAAUGGCAGUACGGUGGGGGAAAUGGAAGGCUAUGACGUAGUUGAGAAACCCGGUGUGCAGCCAGGGUCCAAGAGACCCGUGGAGAUCCAACUCCCGGCUGAAGGUGAAGGCAACCAGAUCAGCGUCAGCAAUGCAUCCGAAGAGUACCUGCAGAUGGCGCGCCUUCCCGCCUACAAGUCAUCUACCCUCGUUCAGACCUCCGCCACCGCGUCUCGCCUAAUCGUGACCGGGUCAACGUACCUAUCCAACGCCAUGACCGCGGGCGCAGACACCUUCGCCAAGAAGACCAAGCCCAGCCCGAAGCCCAUGACCUUCUCCGAGAACGCCCACACCCGCAUCCGCAAAGUGGGCACCGUGUCCACCAGCGCAGCCGACCUCUCCGCCAAAACAGUCGGACAAGUAGGCAAAUACGCGCAGAAUUUCGGCGCCUCGCUAGCCCGCCGCAGCAAAGACAACGGGAAGCAAAAGGGCGUGGACAAGUACAGCAGCGAGUACAAGCCCGGCGUGCUCAACAAAUCCAUGAUCGCCUUCUCCACGCUAGCCGACGGCGUCGAGCAAAGCGCCCGCAACGUGCUGACCUCGAGCUCCGUCGCCGCCAGCAACAUGAUCGGCCACCGCUGGGGCGCCGAGGCCGGCUCCGUAGCGACCGAGUUGACCGGCGGCGUCAAGAACGUCGGCCUCGUCUACAUCGACGCCUCGGGCGUCAGCCGCCGCGCGCUCCUCAAGUCCGUCGCCAAGGGCAUGGUCGUCGGCCGCAUGAGGGACGGCAAGCAGGUGGUUGUCGGCGCGGGUGACGGCGGAGCCGUCCCUCCCGGCGUCACCUCUUCGUCCUCCCCCUACCCUGGACAUUCUUCCACGCUGGAUGCCCGGGAUCCCGUCCACAGACGCCCUUCCCCUAACCCCACUCCCCCGCCUGCUUAUGGCGCUUCGGGAACUAUGUCUAUGGGUGGGGCUUCCAUGUCUGGGGGAAAGCACUGACCUUUCCUCUUUCUUUCUUUCUCUUUUCUUUUUUUCCUACCUUUUUUAUAAUUCUUUGUUUAACUUUUUUUUUUCUUUUUCAAUCUAAGUCGGUAUUUGACAUUGCAUACGUUGGAUUUUACUUUACCUUGGCUAAAGACAUUGUUUGACAUACGAGUAAUAUAUGAACAUAUGGUACUGGUUAGGAAUGCGUGAUCCAGGCGGUUUACAUGGCAAUAUACUUGGAGGAUGAUCGAUUAGGUACCUCAGAUAUCUAAAU